CCUUCCUAGACGGUGCUGACUGUGGAUUUCUUGCUGCCUCACACCGUCCUGUUGGAAGCACCAUGCUGCGUAGCGUGUUUUCUCGGGCUCUCCCCGGGCUCUACCGAUUCCCGGUGUGUCACUACUCUGCCGCUGCCAUCCCAUCACCGAACACUCAGCCUGAGGUUCACUAUAACAAGCUCUUCAUCAACAACCAAUGGCAGGAUGCAGUGAGUGGUAAAACCUUCCCUACGAUCAACCCGGCAACCGGUGAAGUCAUCUGUCAAGUUGCUGAGGCUGAUGAGGCGGAUGUGACCAAGGCAGUGAAAGCAGCGCGUGAUGCCUUCAAGCUAGGGUCACCAUGGCGACGGAUGGAUGCCUCACACCGUGGCUUGCUUCUCAGUCGAUUAGCUGAUGCUAUUGAGAGGGAUUCUGCCUACCUUGCUGAACUAGAGACGCUCGACAACGGGAAGCCAUAUGCUGUUGCCUACAGCGUGGACCUCCCCAAUGUGGUUAAAUGUCUCAGGUACUAUGCUGGCUGGGCUGAUAAAUGGGAGGGAAAGACCAUUCCCAUCGAUGGAGAUUUCUUCUGCUACACCAGACAUGAGCCCGUUGGAGUCUGUGGACAAAUCAUACCGUGGAACUUCCCGCUGUUGAUGCAGGCUUGGAAACUUGGGCCUGCUCUUGCAACUGGUAAUACUGUGGUGAUGAAAGUUGCCGAGCAGACACCGCUGACGGCACUCUAUGUAGCCAGCCUUAUUAAAGAGGUGGGUUUUCCAGAAGGCGUUGUGAAUAUCUUGCCUGGCAUGGGACCUUCUGCAGGUGCUGCCAUUGCUAGGCACAUGGAUGUUGACAAGGUGGCAUUCACUGGAUCCACAGAGGUAGGUCAUCUAAUUCAGCAGGCUUCAGGCAACAGCAACCUGAAGAAAGUUACACUUGAGCUGGGAGGAAAGAGUCCUAACAUCAUCCUGUCUGAUGCCAAUAUGGAGGAUGCUGUGGAGCAGUCCCAUUUUGCUUUGUUCUUCAACCAAGGCCAGUGUUGCUGUGCUGGCUCUCGAACUUAUGUCCAAGCAGACAUCUACAAUGAAUUUGUAGAGCGCAGCGUAGAGCGGGCUAAGAGACGUGUUGUGGGAAAUCCCUUUGACCUCAGCACUGAGCAGGGACCCCAGGUGGAUCAGGAGCAGUUCAACAAGAUUCUGGGCUAUAUCAGCAGUGGGAAGAGAGAGGGAGCCAAACUUAUGUGUGGAGGAGGAGUGGCUGCUGACAGAGGAUACUUUAUCCAGCCAACUGUCUUUGGAGAUGUUCAAGAUGACAUGACCAUUGCCAGGGAGGAGAUCUUUGGUCCAGUGAUGCAGAUUCUGAAGUUCAAAACACUGGAGGAGGUAGUGGAGAGAGCCAAUGAUACUAAAUAUGGUCUAGCGGCUGCUGUCUUUACUAAAGACAUUGACAAGGCUCACUAUGUCUCCAAUGGGCUCCGUGCUGGCACAGUCUGCCCUUUUCACACAGUGUUUAGCACCAGGGCUAACAGGGGGUUUAGACUCCUGUUAGCCCUGGCUGUCUUUAACGGGCUCUGCUCUAGGUUUUUAGCCUGUUAAGAGUGUUUAUUCCUCACUGCUGUCGCCCUGUGCUUGUUCUUGGGAGAUUUUGAUUCAUGCAAUUAGCCAAAAUCUGUUGGGUUUCUGUAAAGCGCCUUGAGAUAACUUCUGUUAUGAUUUGACACUAUACAAAUAACAUUGAGUUGAAUUGAAAAUUUAAUUGAAUUUCACACUUACAACUCACACCAUAUUCAGACAGGACACAUCAUGUCAAUUUUUGAGCAUCGUGGUUCCCUUACUGUUCACAUAUGAUCUGUCAUCGUGUAAAACAAGAACCAACAGAACCACCCUGUGACGGAACCAAUAGCUACCAACUAGCUGCCUUGACAUUACAACAUACAGCAUUACAACCUCUGUGCAAGCUAGUGACAGACUUACAGAUUACACAGAAGAAAUCACCAGUACAACAAAACAUCCUUCCUGGUAGGCUGGUGUUCAUCAAGGCUGAAAUUUUCCUCUAAACGUCCUCGUUCUUCAGUUUGUUACACAGAUCUUGAUCAUUCUCCACUUUGAUGAUCAGUCUUUCCUCAUCCGUUGUUUUGUUUACACUGUAUUUUCGGAAAGGAAAAAGUCAGACCUGCAGGGGGAAUUCCCGUAAACUGUUUAGCCUCAAAAAACAGAACAGACACAUCUGUUACUGCCAGACCGAAGUAAGCAUCAGUGUCAGGUAUUUGGUGGACACAAGUAUUGUGAACAGAUGCUAUUUAAUAUAGAAAAGAUUUUAGAAUUUACUGCUUGAUGUCUUGACUGAUGCAUGCUGUCUGAACAUGGUGUCAGAACGUGAACUAUCUCAACUCUUAGCCAAGGGCUAAUUGAACCCCACUCCACUGCAAGAUUAUUCUUUAUAUCUGGGAAUAUCCU
Messenger RNA from Myripristis murdjan (pinecone soldierfish), 2435 nucleotides. RefSeq names its product aldehyde dehydrogenase, mitochondrial-like. The transcript has 12 exons. Bases 63 to 1574 code for a protein of 503 amino acids. The record is from RefSeq and is a predicted model, not a curated record. Gene Ontology annotation, molecular function: oxidoreductase activity, acting on the aldehyde or oxo group of donors, NAD or NADP as acceptor. NCBI's taxonomy places the organism in Eukaryota, Metazoa, Chordata, Actinopteri, Holocentriformes, Holocentridae.